This is a messenger RNA of Setaria italica (foxtail millet), 447 nucleotides long. RefSeq names its product protein NRT1/ PTR FAMILY 8.3. The transcript has a single exon. NCBI's taxonomy places the organism in Eukaryota, Viridiplantae, Streptophyta, Magnoliopsida, Poales, Poaceae. The record is from RefSeq and is a predicted model, not a curated record. Bases 1 to 447 code for a protein of 148 amino acids.
AUGACAUUUGAUGUUUUUAAUCUCUUUUCUCAAAUGAAAUACAUGUAUUUUAUCAUAUUGCCCUUCUGCCUGAUCGAUUCUGAUCGAUCUCCUCUGCGUCUGACGUUUCCUAUCCCUCGCCAUUCCUGGCGCCCGACGCCGCCGUUACUCGCGCGCCUGAAGCGUAGAUUCUACCGACGUAAAUACGACCAGUCGCCCGGCGGCAUGAAGAGCCUGGGCACCUCCCUGGCGCACCUCGCGAUCGCGGCCGGGAGCUACCUGAACUCGGCCGUGCUGGGCGCCAUCGCGUGGGCGACGGCGCGCGGCGGGGCAGCCGGGUGGAUCCCCGACGACCUGAACGAGGGGCAUCUGGACUACUUCUGGUUGAUGGCGGCCCUCGGCGUGGUGAACCUGCUGCACUUCGUGUACUGCUCCAGGAGAUACAGGGGCAACAAGACAACGUAUUGA